Molecule: messenger RNA, 1119 nt
Organism: Coccidioides immitis RS
Lineage: Eukaryota; Fungi; Ascomycota; Eurotiomycetes; Onygenales; Onygenaceae
Exons: 4
Coding region: 1-1119 (372 amino acids)
Source: RefSeq, a predicted model, not a curated record
AUGACUCGUCAUGCCCUUGUCCUUGGUGCAUCGGGUAUCUCUGGCUGGGCUCUCACCAAUCAACUCCUGCGUAAUUAUCCCCGACCAGGAGUUUGGAGCCAGAUCACGGCCCUCUCAAGAAAGCCUAUGAGCGAAGAGGAAUGUUUGCAUUGGCCCAAGGAUGAAAGGCUGAGACUUGUCUCUGAGUUUGAUGUCCAUAAUGACCCAGAGGAAGUGUUAAAGAGGAAGUUCAAAGAGAAAAUUCCCGAUGUUAAUACGGUGACACAGGUCUACUAUCUAGUCCAUGAUCCUCCUCCUAACCCCAACGACAAGGAUCCACAUGCAAUUAGCUUGAAUGCGCUGCGCAAGACCGUUACUAUUCUCGACAUGGAUUUUAAACAUCCUUUGCCACUUUCAGAAUCUCUUCCGCAGUUUCCGCCACCAUUUGGCGACGUGUUUGCGUUUUCCCGACUCAGCCGCUUCAUGGAAGAGUUUUCUGCCGACAAAGCCUGGAAAUGGUGCGAGGGAAGGCCGGGCGACAUAAUUGGUUUCGUUCCCCGACUCAACGUGUAUAACGCUGUUUAUCCAGUUGCGGCUUACCUCUCGCUGUAUGUGUACAUCAACGGCAGGGAAGCCGAGUGCCCCUUUCCGGGAAGUUUCGGAGUUUGGAAGGCUCUCAGCAACGAUAGUGGGGCAGAUAUGAUUGCAAAGGCGGCUAUCCACCUAUCCCUACUGCCUGAUCCAGCUAUUAAAGGCCAGGGUUUUAAUCUUGCGUCGUCUGAGACACCAUGGAGCUGGGACAUAAAAUGGCCCGCCAUAUGCUCCUGGUUUGGGCUUGUUGGCACACCUCAGCUAGACAAAUGGAAGGAUAGGACGGAGAGCAUGGGGCCCCAAGAAUAUGUGGAAGCCCACAAAAGUGAGUGGAAUAGGAUGGCAGAGGAAUACGGGUUGAAAGGCUGGACGGUUAUUUCACCGACAAUGGACCCCUCGGACAAAAAUUGGGCCUUGACCAAGCUCAAUGCUGAUGCACCACUCAGUCUCCAAAAGCUCAAGUCUACUGGAUUUAGUGAGGAGGAAGACCCGAAGGUUUCUUGGUUUACUGCACUAGAACGUAUGAGAAUCGCCAAAGUAAUCCCAUGA